Dreissena polymorpha is the source of this 2811-nucleotide messenger RNA. RefSeq names its product androgen-induced gene 1 protein-like. Gene Ontology annotation, cellular component: membrane; endomembrane system. The record is from RefSeq and is a predicted model, not a curated record. The transcript has 6 exons. The coding region runs from base 252 to 992 and encodes 246 amino acids. Lineage: Eukaryota; Metazoa; Mollusca; Bivalvia; Myida; Dreissenidae.
GGCACUGCUUGGAUAUUUAUCAAAAGCAGUUCACUACGUUACGGCUUUUUAGGCGCAGAUACUUUCGGAUGAUGGUUUUAUUAAAAGGGAUUUGAAGUUCGCAUACUGUAUUUGAUCAUAGUUCGUUAUAAAAACCGAUACAAUGAGCGCUAGGUUAAAUUUCACAGCAUAAUUUAUAAACGUGAAACCCAACUCCAAGUGUUUUGACGAAUAAGUGUGUCGGCAUCGACACAGGAAGGAAGUUAUUCAACAUGGUUGGCAACGGACAGUUAUGUGUGCAUGCUGUUUGUUUAGCAAGUUAUGUAUAUACGCUGUACUUCAGUCUGAGAUAUAUCGGAGAGGGUGAUGAACCCUACGUGUACCUUUUCUCAUAUCGUGGCUUUGCUGGGAAGUUUAAAUAUAUGACCUUUCUAAAUGUUCUGCUUCAGACGUUCUAUUUUGGUCUCAGCCUCCUCAACGACCUCACCGGAUCAUAUGUCAAGCCAUCAGACAAUGGGGGGCGUAAAUCCAAGCUUCAGUCAUUCCUGGAUGUGGUUUUGGCCUCUCUGGCCUACCCGAUAGGUGUAUUUGUAGUGAUGACAUUUUGGGCGAUAUAUGCAGUGGACAGGGAGCUGGUCUAUCCUAAAGUGUUGGAUGCUCUGAUACCUCAGUGGUUAAACCAUGCGAUGCAUACCACAGUUCUUCCAUUUCUUCUGAUUGAGCAGUAUGUUGUGUUCCAUGACUAUCCAGCCAGAUCUAAAGGAAUCUCAAUUCUUUUAGCCUUUGGGUUUGCAUAUUUAUGCUGGAUACUGUGGAUAGCCUACUACGCUGACCUUUGGGUGUACCCAAUACUGCAGCUGAUGGAGACUCACCAGCGAGCCAUAUUCUUCCUUGUCCUGCUUGCCUUCUUUAUCACCAUUUACAUUCUCGGCGAGGUCAUCAAUAAGGCAUUGUGGAGAAAGGAAUAUGCCUGCAAAGUGCAGCAGAAGAGAAAGACAAAGAAGAUUUCCUGAUUAAUAGUUAAUUAGUUGUAGGCAAAAUUAUAUGUAUUAAUUUUUAGCUUGGCUGUUUUCGGAGAAAACCCGAUGUAUUGUCAUAGCCAGCUCAUCGUCCGUUGUGCUAAAACCGUAACAUUGCCUCAAAAAUCUAAGCUUCCACCUACAACAUUUUAACUUCAUAUGUAGCUCCUUGAUGAGUUCUACAUGCCACACCCAUUUUUGGGUCACUAGGUCACUGUGACCUCUAAUAAUUUUCUGACAAUCUUUCAUUUCAUUUCUUUGCAGUUUCAAAUUGCACCCACAGCAAGGUGUUGGCACCCGCUAUGCGGUGCUCUUGUAUUGUUUUACAGUCAACAUGUUUUAAUCAGGACGCUUAUAUUCAUGUAUUGCAGAAUUUCAUAUGAAGUCUUCAUUUAGUUACCUCAAUCAAGAAAAUAGUUCAAAGUGAGAAUAAUGAACAAAUAAACCUGGUGCGGGCUUUUUAAGCAGAGAAAACAGUUUAUUUGUAAAUUUCUAACUAGAACAUUCUUCAGUUUAGCCAAAACGAAACCAUUUGCUACAAUUUGUAUAACAGACCCACAAUGAACGUUUGUCUAGUUCAUGUUUAUAUGUCUGUAGAACAUAGAAUUUUUAUAUAUAUUUUUGUUGGUAUGGAAGAAAUCUGUUUAUUACCAUUUGAAGUUUUUUUCCCAUAAAAACACAUAUAUAAAAAACUGUUUGCAUAAUUUUCUGAACGUAUGACAAUUUAAAAAAUAAUUUAACCUAAACUUACGUAGUAAAAUGAUUAUUGUAUUUAUAAGUAUUGCUUUAUGGUUUGCUAUACUAAGAUCUCCACUGUAAUAAUAUGAUAUUUAUUUUAAGUGGUAAUAUGUAUUCUGUGAUAUAAUUAUUUCUUGUCUGUGAGUGGAAUGUGUUGCGAUUUUGUUUAUAUCACUGCAUGCAUUUGACAAUCUUAGUCAUUAGCCAUAUUUAUGUUGAAAUUAAAUAUUUUGUAAAGAACCAACAUGGACCUUCUUACCAUUAACAAUCUUAACCCUUUACCACUUAGAUAUGUAUUUACACACAUUUGUAGUCACUUAGAAAGUUAUAUUAAAUUAAAGACCUUUCUUUCUAGAUUCAAGUUUUAAAGGCUUCAUCUGCAAACCUUAGAUACUGAGCAGCAAACACACAACACCUGAGUUACUCGCAGGCUGUUCUGGUUUUUUGCUGUUUGCACAUAGCCAUUUUCACUUUGCUUCUGAGAGGGAAAGGGUUAACUCAAUAUAAAGUUACAGGUACAUGUAAGCGAACAUUGUUACAAAAAUUAGUAUGUAGGCGCUUAUGAUUGCUUUUGAUAAACAGGUUGUUUCAAACAUUUUUUUUAACAAAAAAAUACAGAAAUCAGUUAAAGGCAAAGAAAAUUGCAUAAAGGAGAAAAAUAAAUUCUUAAGUUUUUCCAAAAAUUCUAAAGGUAUUUUGACUAAAUAAUGGGCCUUUGACUGAAUUAUGGGCCUUUGUGUUUUGUCUGUAAAAUAUGAAGUGUCUUUUUGCAAGUGACACAAGUGUCUAUGACAUAUUUCUAGUUCUUGUGAACAGUCAAAUUUAUAGCAAAUAUAACAUGGCUUAAAAAAAGGACCACACUUCAUCGCACAAAUUGCUCUUAUUGGUAUCAAUUAACAUUAUAAUGUAGUGUAAUUCCUAGAACUGAGAAAUCUUCAUUAUAGCUCUUAAUGCUGAGUUUUGAUUUAUUUUUUAAAAACCAUUGUGUGUUUUAUAAUUUAAUCAUGUUCAUCACAAGUAUUGACAAUUUUAAACUGUAUGUUUCUCACGAAUAUGAUUAAAAAAAUAUUUUAAA